CUUCAAAAAUUUUUUCAUAAAUGGUACGAUGUCUAUAACUACUAUUUCAGACAUGGAAUUCUCUAUGGUAUAGACGUCACAUGUUUUGAAGCGUCAUCGCACAUCGGUGGUCUGUGGAGAUACAGAGAGGAGGAAACAGACUAUUCGUGUGUUAUGAAAUCAACUGUUAUCAACACAUCAAAAGAGAUGACAGCAUAUUCGGACUUCCCGCCAGAAGCAGGAAUGGCGAAUUUUAUGCACAACACGGAAAUGUAUCGAUACCUUCAUUUGUAUGCUGAUCAUUUUGAACUGAAGAAGUGCAUCAAAUUCAAUCAUAAGGUCAUUCAAAUAUCUCGAAGCAAUGAUUAUUUAGAGUCAGGACAGUGGACAGUCAAAUACGAGGACGAAUUCGGCAACCAUUCUUCCGAGGUGUUCGACGGAGUGUUGUUGUGCUGUGGUCAUCAUGCUAUUCCGCGUUUACCAUCACCAUGGCCUAAUCAGGAGCGAUUUAAGGGGCGGAUCAUUCAUUCGCACAGUUACAGAAGUCACAAAGGUUAUGAAGAUAAAAUAGUCGUGAUCGUUGGUAUCGGAAAUUCAGGCGGUGAUUUAGCAGUGGAGUUGAGUAGAGUCGCCAAACAGACUUAUCUUUCUACACGUCGUGGAACAUGGGUGUUUAAUCGGAUAUAUGACUACGGUGAACCAUUCGAUUUGGCACUGAAUCGGUACGAGAACUUCUGUAACUGCAAAUUGUGCACUUCUGUAGUAGAUCUGUUUGCAGUACAAUUUAACGAUGGAGGUUAUCAGAAAGUUUUCAGGAGAUAUUUACAACACAUUCAAGGGCUGCUUCCACAAUGUCUGGUAAAUACGUUCGUGGAGAGCAAAUUGAAUAAGCGUUUCGAUCAUGAACGUUACGGACUAAAACCAAAGCAUCGAAUAUUUAGCCUCUGUGCGAAAAAUCCGAUUCAGGUUUUGUUGGCCACUGGAUUCAAUUUUCACUUUCCCAUUGUCGAGAACGGCGAAUUGAUUCCUGUGCACGAAAAUGUUGUCGAACUCUACGAAUACAUGUUUCCUAUAGAAACUUCUGAUCACAACUCACUUGCAGUUAUUGGCCUUAUUCAGCCGGUUGGUUCCAUAAUGCCAAUCUCAGAAAUGCAAGCACGUGUAUUUUACGAAAAUCUCUUCGGGUCGAAGAAAAUUCCCGGAAAAGACAAGAUGAAAAAGUGGAUUCGAGAAAAACAAGACAAGAUGAGAGCACGUUAUGUGAAAAGUCCAAGGCAUACCAUACAGGUCGAUUACAUCGCAUACAUGGAUGAGCUAGCUAAUAUAGUUGGAUGCAGGCCGAACAUCGCAAAACUCGUCCAGUUUGAUCCACUUUUGGCAUAUAAGAUUUACUUUGGUCCUUGUGUACCGUAUUUCUACCGUUUACACGGCCCCCAUGCGUGGAGUGAUGCUCGCCAUGCAAUAAUGACAGUUGAUGAACGAGUCCUUCAGGUAGGAGAAUUCAAUAGAAAGUGA
Molecule: messenger RNA, 1494 nt
Organism: Angiostrongylus costaricensis
Lineage: Eukaryota; Metazoa; Nematoda; Chromadorea; Rhabditida; Metastrongylidae
Source: the annotation of a GenBank genome assembly